This is a messenger RNA of Dermacentor silvarum, 11515 nucleotides long. RefSeq lists its product as uncharacterized. Bases 1325 to 3991 code for a protein of 888 amino acids. Gene Ontology annotation, cellular component: extrinsic component of cytoplasmic side of plasma membrane. NCBI's taxonomy places the organism in Eukaryota, Metazoa, Arthropoda, Arachnida, Ixodida, Ixodidae. Gene Ontology annotation, biological process: positive regulation of voltage-gated calcium channel activity; skeletal muscle contraction; positive regulation of protein localization to plasma membrane. The record is from RefSeq and is a predicted model, not a curated record. Gene Ontology annotation, molecular function: protein binding. The transcript has 19 exons.
GCUCAGUUUAGUGUGCGCGCCUGAUUGUUGGUGGGGAGCCCGUCUUCCCUCGCCCCACCUUUCGAGUUGUGUGUUAGUGAGGCAGUGGCGCUUGCCGUGCCAGCAGAGAUCCUCAGUGGCGGAUUGCGCUUCGCUCUUUUGACUGGUCGCCUGUUGGAAGCGUAUCUCAGUUUUGUUUAGUAGUCAACUCGGUUAAAGUGAUUUCUCUUGGGAAGCGAAGGUCGUGUCGCUUUGAGGCAAAAGAAGCCGUCUGCCAUCGUUGAAUUCGACGGAUGAUACCUUGUUCCCGACGGAUGAUACCUUGUGCCCGACGUAUACGCGCCUGCUUGAAGCCUGCGCGGCUCGCUAAAGACGACGUUACGUUGUGACAAGCGGCAAUGGGCCCAAAAGGAGGUGUGUCGUUAUGUGCAAGUUCUUAGCUCUGCGAUACGCAACUCCAGGAAGCGCCGAUGCGUCUUUCGCGGUUAGAAGCCACAAUCGCAUCUGCUACUGCCAGAGAAGACAGCAUUGUGUAAAGCUUUACCUCAAGCCUUGCGGUACCUUUCGGCGACCAAGAGUGCGCAAAUAUGCGCCCGUUGUUGCGAUGGUCUGUAUCAAACAGCGAUGUCUGCUAAAGCCCGGUUGUCACGGUAAGGUGGUGAAGCUUUUGAAUUUCCGAUAUGUUGACUGAUGCAUUACUGUGGCGAAGUCUCGCAAUAAACGGGUCGUAGACCUUUGUGUGCCAGUUUAAAAUGAGAAUGGAAAUCUGAAAAAAAAAAGCUCGCCUCGUUUUAGACUGUGCAUCGGCAACUGCUUUAUCGCCUUAGCAACAGACACGCUUCGGAAUGUCAAAGGUGAUGGUGUCCGCAGACUCUCAGCGGUGGCUUUGAAGCUGUUCGACUGGCCUCGACUGAGCAAUCUUGACACGGUUUUCGAAGCUACAAUAGCUCCCUGCUCGAAACACACAAGCGACAGCCAAGGGAACGGGCCCCCACUGCGAACAUAAAAGAGGUCAUCGUCUGCUACGAAGGUCCUUGGUCGUCUGCUAACGUGGCAUGCGCGGCUUGCGACCUCCAGCAUGGCUGCUCUGGCGACCCAGUGUCUGGACCGGAGUUGCGCAGCGGUCUGAAAGCGCCGUGCGGAGGCGCGGUCUGCGCUCCUACGUCGUGUGUGUUUGUGGCUGAAACUUCAUAGAGCGGGUUCGGGUGAAUCAUUCGGUGAAUAAGUCCGAAGUGGUAGUCACCACCAUUCGUGUUUCUCUGGAGAGACAACAUCGUCGUCUGUUCCUGUUCUGCCAAGUGCGUCGUCUGCACACGCCCGAAGCAGACGACACGAGGCGCGCAACAUGUCGGCCGUGGAAGUGCUCACGCGAUACCUGAAGCGCAACUCGCGUCGCUUAUCUCGAGAAAACAGCCGAGAGUCCACGUCACUGCUGUCGGAAUACAACGAUCAGAUUCGAUCCUUUGUCAGAAUAGUGGCCGACUUCACGCAGCAACUCUCCAAGUUGCACUCCCGCCAUGCCGAGGAACUGCAGCUGCUCGUCGAGGCAUUCCGGAAGCGGAAUUCGGAAUUACGAAAGGAACGGCCUCCGUACCACAGCAGUCUCUUCAACUGUUGGGAGGUGCUUCUUCAGGAAGUUGAAGUCGAUUCCCAGGUGCACGGCGACAUCUCCCGCUGCUUGUCCCAGCACAUGGGCGUGAUGCUGCUGGAGAAGACCUUCCACCGCAAGGCGCAGUCGCGGAAGGUCUUCAUGCACCGGGAGAGCUUCGAGACCAUCCUCGUCAAGGCCGAGGAACUGCUCAAUAAGUGCCAGGGCGAGUACGCCGAGGCGUACCGGGCGGUGUGCCGCCGAGGCGGUCCCGACCUCACGGCUGCGCCGCUGGACCAGCCGUCGCCGCUGACCGCGUCCGAGGAGCAGGCGGCGCUGGCCGCCUACUACGACUGCCACAACGCGUACGUCCAGCAGCUGGCCGCCACCAACGGAAUGCUGGACGAGUACUACGGCUCCACGCUGCCCCGCCUGCUGGACGAGCUGCAGGACGUGUACUGCGACAUCAGCACCAUCGUCGCGCAGUCCAUGCUGGCGGCCUCCGACGUCCUGGCGGCCAAGGCUCGGGAGCAGGCGGAUCACUACGAGGCAGUGGGUUCCUCGUGCCGCGCGGUCAACGCGCGCAGCGACCUGGCGGGCUUCGUGCGGACCCUGUGCAACACGGACCCUCGCAACCCGGCCGGAAGUGGGGCGAUACCGGCCACGCCCCCUCGGCACCCGUUCGUUCCGCCCAGGGCCGACGACGAAUCCGUAUCAUCGGGGGACUCCCAGCUGCAGCAGCCCAGCCUCGGGGAGCAGGUGAUAGUGGACCGGCUGGCUUCGCUGUCGGUGUCUUCGCGUUCCGAGAGUCUACGGCAGGACGUGGCGCAGCUCGAGGUGCAAGUGCGACAACUCCAGGACACGCUGGACGCCCUGCUCAGGAUGCAGCAGAGGAGCUUGGAAUCAAGCCUUUACAACAAGGCCAAUGAACUUCAGGAGGACAUUAGUAUGAAAAGGUUUGAUCUCCAUGUGGCACAGAUUCACCUCGCAGCUGUCAAAGCCCAGUUCGCUCUGUUCCGGGGCAAGGAGGUAGAGGCGGACGGGGAGGAACGCAACUGCCGCGAGCGCAAGGCGUCGACCGCGGUGCCGGCGGUCACCGGCACCAUCAAGAACAAGUGGCUCAAGGCUUUCCGAAGCCUCAAGACCGGAAGCGGGGCCUCGGACAAGCCUGAUGGGUCGGACCGGAAAGGAAGCCAUGCUGCUGGCGGCACGGGUGGCGCAGGCGUGUCCUGGGACACGGGCCAGCACGUGUUCCAGGAGUACACGUACAAGAAGGUGACCGCAUGCGACGUGUGCCGCGAGAUACUACGCGGCCACGUACGCCAGGGCCUCAAGUGCAAGCUGUGCAAGUUCAACGUGCACGCCGAGUGCCAGGACAAGGCCAGUCGGUGCCAGCCCAAGCCCAGGCUUCUUCGAAGACAGCGGUCAGCAUCAGAAAUUGAGACCAAGAUCAUCCCAGCCGAACCUGAGGAAGAAAAGACGCCCAGUGCCACGCCGGACGCUGUGGACCCCAUCUACCAGCUGCUGAAGCAGGCCGGCGACCUGGGCGGCUCGUCCCGCCGGGAACGCGGAGUAGGAGGAAUGGAGGCCUCCUCGACGCUGACCCGGCUCGGACCCGGCCCGGACCGGGACGGCGGCGGAAGCAGUAGCGUCUCGUCGAGCGUGGCGUCACUGCAGCAACGCCGGCCCCGCUCGAACGCCUCGUCGUCGGCCUCCUCCUCUUCUUCGCACAUGCUCACUGUCUCCUCGCACCAGCACCAUCCGUCGUCCUCUGGUAAGCGGACGCCUCCUCAAACAGCACCUCACAGUCCCCAACGCAAGAAGUUGUCUCUCCGUAUGAAGAGCCUCUCCCUGGACAGCCCUGAGUCGAACGAGCACGCACAUCGUCGACGACAACUCACAGCUCCCCAAAGUCCGGUGCACGGUCGAAGGCAGCUCCUGAGCGCCAAGGCGGUGCGCAUGAGUUCGGUCGAUCUGCCCGACGACAACGAGAAGUCACUCAGCAGCGCCUCUACCUCACCCUGUCCAUCCCCAGCUUCGGCGCAGAAACCCCAUCGCCUGCUACCAACCAACCUCUACGUAGUGCUGUACAAUUUCAGGAGUCGACAUCAGGACGAGCUCGAUCUCAAGGCUGGUGACACGGUGACUGUGAUCGACACCACAGACCCAGAUUGGUGGCAGGGCAAGUGCCUGGGCCGCGUGGGGUUCUUCCCGUCCAAGUACGUGGCCAAGCUCCAUUCGGGCGAGAGGGCUCUGCAGGUGGUGCACUCCAUACAGGUCAUGGACGGGCAGGAACCCGUCAAGCUGCUGCGUGAUCAGAUCGUGAUCCAAGUGGCCGACGAGAUGGACGGCAAGGUGUUGGUGCGCACGGGGCUCGGCGACAAGGCGCUGCCUUGCCCACUGAAGUACCUACAGGAAGUGUGAACCACGUCCUUCCCCGCGCUUCCCCGUAUGCGGUGGUGGUGGUGCGGGAAGAAAAGCGAGACUUUCCGGGAAGCUGGGUGCACCACCAUCGUCGCCGACUUCCUCUUUCUCCGUGUACUUCCUCCAUAACCUCGGGGCACCAUCUGCAGUCGUUCAAGCUCGGCGACGGGGCGAUCGUGACCGAACUGAUGGACGCAGUCGCCAUGCCGAUCAGUGUGCACAUUCAAAGCCUCUUUCUUCUUCUUUUUUUCAUUUUUAUAUUUAAUUUCCAGUUCCGUUUAUUUAGUGCGCGCAAAUUCCUUGUCUGUUUUCGACUGUGUGGAGCGAUUAUUCGUGAAAGGGUGAGUGGGAGUGCAUCGUCGACCUUCCACGAGACCUUCGUCGAUUCAGGAGUGACUAUGUCCACGGAGAUGUAGGCCUAACGAAAAGUACGCAGGGAAUGAAUUUUGGUGCGAAACUGUUUGCAGGUUGUGACGAUCGUUUUUUUCUAUUUUUUUUUCUGAGAAUGUUUACUCACCCCCGUUGUUGUUUUCCGGUGCCUUUCCUUGUUAUCCUUUACUCUUUAUAUGCUGAUGCGUCUUUCUUUUUUCUGUGUUUGAGCUCAUUCCAGUUCUUUAAUUCUAGCGCUGGAAGCAGUCCGCUUUCGCAUGGUUGGCAGAGUUUAAGCAAAAGCGCUGCGUCUUCGGGCACAAUAAGAACAAAUCCGCAAGCAAAACUAACGUGGCCAAUCGCGCCAGGUCGAAAUUUAGGAUUUCUCAAGAUCCCUGUCUAGUGCCACUUACCGCAUUCCAGUUUGCAUGGAUAUUCACAGGUUUCGCGCAUUAAUGUAAUACUACAGGCACUGACAGCAAGAAUUAUUGAACCGUCCGUACCCAUCUACCUCCUUGGUAGAAGCUGCAGAGACAAGGCUGCAGACGUUUGACCGCAGUGAAAUGCUGUUGCUUUAUCUGCUACUUGAAGAGCUGGAAUGCAGUUCUUUGGUAUGUCAUCACAGUGCGCGAUGUGGCAGCCGGUGGAAAAGGCUAUGAAAUUCUGUCUCAUGACGUCAUUUAAUAGAUGACAAUUAGGUCUUAUCUUUUACACACGUCCCAUGGCACUCGUCUGUUAACGUGGUUGUGAGUUUCUCCAAGCUGUGCUGCAUUGAUAUUUGCUGAAAAGUUUAACAGGUACCUUUCAGUAUAAAGCACUCUUUUUGUUAAAAAAAGACGAAGCGUACAUUAGGAACAAUACUGACAUAGCAGCUGCAGGAAAUUUAUCGUUUAUCAGACACAACAUUCGCCAACAAGCUUUAGUGCAUUUACUCCGAGGCUAUGAAAUGUUAGGCGUUUCUCCACGAACAAUUUUAUGCAAAGCGUUCGUCGCUUUUUCUUUUCUUUCAUUCGUUCAGAUAAACGGAAUUACUCAGAAUGCGUGCCGACGUGUCCAUUGGUUUUUUAACUACAAUAUCGUCCACAGCUGCUGCAAACUUAAGUCAGUUACAAAGUUAAAUGAAGCAUUUGAACUGUUACAGUUGCAACAACACCAGCACUAUGGCCAAGCAACACAUUUGUUGAACCACCAGCCAAACAGCUUGAAAACUCCAACUCAUGGCGAAACAUAAGGCACAAUUACUUUGUCCUCAUAAGCUAAAGACAGGCGACGUGUUUUGUUCCGACAUUGUUGACGUUGCCUACUGGCGCCGUAAACGACGCACCUGAGUUUAGUUGCGUUUUCUUGAUUUUUUUUUUCGAUCGCACCGGUUAAGCAUACGUGAACUCCAACACCGCUAGCACUUACCCACAUUUAAUAGUCCAACUGCCGCCGACUUUGCGAUGGUCGUCACAGAAACACGUUCUCGUUCUUUCGUGGUCACAGAGAGCUUUACUCUCCGGCUCUUCGCAAGUUCAUUUAUUUGUUUUUCGCUUUUUUUUUACCGAGCAAAACCAGGCAGACGACUGCCAGAACCAGCAGCUGACAGCAACGUAUAUUCAAUCUUUCACCGCAGUGCAGCUGUUGGUGGUCAUGGCUUUGAGCCGAAGUCAUUUUUUUUGGUCAUCAUAUAUAUUGACCCAAUCGCGUCGCUAUAGGCUUUGAUUAGUCCUAGUGAGUGAUUGCACGGGUGCAAUUUGCGUAGGUCGCAUUGACCGUGCUGUGAAGUGUUUUGCCGAUCCUGCCAUGGACAUGAUUUUGUCGUAAGCAGUGGAAGUGUCGCUUUGGCAAGUAGUCGUGAAACCUGUUUUGUUCUCUGCGUCAUCUUUGUGACUUCAUAUUGGCAUUGUGUAGGAUGCCAUAUAUACAUAUAACUUUUUUUCAUUUUGUGUGUGGCUUGCAGAGCGAGACAUACCCUUCAUGCCACAAGGUCUCGAACCAAACUCGGAAUUGGAUCAGUUUUGUUUAUCGAUGUGGAUAAAUACCUGUUUAACCGAUAAUUUUGCUUAUUAAGUAGACGUGAAUAAUUAUUUUCGCAGACUGGACAACGAAAGCGUAUAAAAAUCAUCAAAGCGCGUGCCAAAAUAUUUUGCGAAUACAACAUCGAGUAAAACUGAAUUCUUCGCGUUUCGAUUUUCAUUUACCGCAAACAGAGCGUCUACAAAGAAAACAGAGAUUUGACAAAAUCGCAGUUUUGGAGGUGUUCGCGCUGAAUAAAGCUUGCGCGAGCAUUGCCCAAACCGUUUAAACUAAUGUCAUUCAAUUCUUUUUCGUCAAGGCAACCGAGCUCCCUAGUUGAAAUUUCUUCCUCAUGCCACUGAUUAGUUAACCGACUGAUCGAACGCACUGAUCUACAUCAGCCUUCGUGCCAUAGCAGAAAUUUCAAAAUUCAGAAUUUCGGCUAAGCGGCGAUAAAAACACGUAAUUCGCUACGAUCGACAUCAGACGCCUGGAAUAUCUAAGUAUGCUGCCAGCUCUGCGCGGUACUGCAAAAAGAAAAAAAAAGAGUUACCGAGGUUUAUUGUUUCUCCCUGCCAAAGCGUCACUUCCUCUGCUCGAAUUAGAGAGUCAUAAAAUGAUUUACGGGAGAGUAAUUUAGUUUUUCUCACUACGGUACCGUUUCCUGGUACGCUGUAUAGAUUGAUGUUGCCGUAUAGAAAAGAGAUAUUUCGCCGAGCAUAUAACUCGUUGACGAGAGAAGAUGGAUACGACUGUUGCAGAGUUUUUUGGAGGUUGUCCUUGUUGUGAACUAAUUAAGUCAUAUUACAUAAUAAAUGAGCGCAAGACUGGCAUAGGCUGCUUGUGCCCGCGUGCUGCGAUCAUUCCGUCAUGUGACGUCGAGCAAAGGCGCUGAUAAGCUGAGCUAUCGGCAAUUCUAGCCCCAGAAUGAUGGCGGUAAAUAUUUCGCGGGAAUAAUCGGUGAAGUUAUUACGCCAAAAUGCUUGGUACACGUGAGCUUUCAGAUCGUUUCGUUUCGUUCACGCAGGGACCGCUGAACAUGCAUACAGUCGGUCACAAAAGCUUGCCACAAAUUUUUGCGACAAAACGUCGGCCAGAAAAUUUUGGCACACAGGUUCAGCGGCCAAUGCGAAUUUCCGUUCUUUUAACGCAUGGCGCUUCUAAUUUAACGAAUCACAGAGUAGGUCGCAAUGGAUACUACACACCAAAACUUUGAAUUCAAGGUUAUAAUCCCAGGAUUCACGGUAAUUCGGCGUGUUUUGCAUAUCUCGAGCCCCGUAAGCUUUCGUGGCCGACAGUACAUAUGUGCACUUUUGAGUGCACAUUCAUAUGCAACACAUGUUUAUGAGUAUAACAGGAGAGCGAAGAAUGCGUGCUAUACCACGAACCACAUAUAUGAUCAGCUCGGUCCUCAGACGCUUCCACCUUUUCAUGAUAAUACCGAAAACGAAGUUUCAUUUUUGACGUUGGCGAUUGGCUGGCGAGAAAAUCUGAAGCUAUAGAUUUGUGAAAUGCUAAAAAUUUGUCAACUUUUCCCAAAUCAUGCUAAGAGACGAGGUUGUAUUGGCUUGCAAUUUAUAUGAGCGUGGACAUUCCUUUCCUAUUGGCUGAAUUUCUGAAACAAUCGUUCAUCAGUUUUAAGUGUCAUAGCUUCUGCAACGUACUAGCUACUAGCGUUUCUACGGCACCCUCUGGUUCUUAAUGACUAACUUGCAAAUAUUCCGCAAGCAAACGCUUACACUGGUUGUAAAUUCGGCAUUUUCAGUAUUAAAUCUUUAAUUAGAUCAAGUACUUAGGUGUCAAAAUCGUCUUUACAUACUGCCCUGUUGGAUCUGCAAAAAAAUGAGAACACUUUCUUUUUUUUAAUUUCCUUUGUUCUCACGCAGGCAAAGAUGGCGGUAUCAAAAUAUUUCUGCCCUUCUUCGCUUAGUUUUAGAAAGCCAGUCGAAAGUGCGGCAGCAUCAAGCAGCUAUGCCAGCCUUGCCAGAUGUAAAUAUCUUGUACAUUGCUGCACCAAGAUUUUCUUCAAACGUUGACGCACCGCGCACUGAACGUAGAGAGACUCGAGAGAAACGUGGAUAAUGCGCGCAUGGUUUUAACUCAUACACUGCAGAGAAAUGGUUUAAUCGAGUUGGACUGUUUUAACAUACCGCACAGCGUUAGACGUUCGGAAAGGGUCCGGAAGAGGUCAGCUUGUCUGGUCAAACACCGCACAUAUCAUAAUUCGAAGAGCCCUCGUACACCGGAAGCGAGGUAAUGCGGCUGCUAGUGGGGAGCAGUUCCUGUGACCUCGGGAAAUGUUGUUCUGUCAAUGAUUUACUCAAAGGACACAACUAAGUGUGCAAAUAGAAAAACCUGUGAAAAAUGUAUGUGUAUAACAAUUACUGCAAAACAAAGAAAUGAUACAAUUCCACCAGAAAGCAAGUGCCAGGAAUACGAAACACAAAGUAUUUCUUAGUCGGUAAGGUAAUAAUAAAGAUUUACAACACUGUAUAGACGUUCAUGUAUUUGCGCAUGCGCAUUUGCACAUUUCGCUGCCUUCCCUGGUUUCCCGCAUCGAGACAAGCCGGUUUCAAACGGAAUUCCUAAGCUUUGUUUCAAGUUUACGAGAUCUUGAGAUUCAAAACUUUUUAAAAAAGUUUGUCUUAGCAGUGACAAAGUAAUUUUGGGUUUCAACAUUCAGUUUUUUCAGUUUUUCAACAAGAACUGAAAAAGUCUGCGUAGCGGCGGUAGCUGCCAAAAACACCCCUUUAAAAUUUAGUCUAAUGAUUCGCAACAAUAGACCGUUGCAUCAAAGAACCUGCAGAAAACUACGUGUAGUUACAACUAUCUUGCAAGCUGACGAUUGCAAUGACUGGCUACAAAUGGGCAAUAAAAGAAAGUGUGCCCCUGAAGACCACGGCAGAGUCCUGAACAAAGGGAAGAACAUAAGUCAUAAAUAUUUGUUUCUUAAGCUUCCUAAUUUUUGGUUGUUGAGAACGUGGUGAUAGUUGUCGUACGUCAAUUAUUUGUAGAAAGCUGUGCUCUCUAUCAAUUCCGUUCUGUGUUUUUUUUUUUAUUACAUAUCCCAAGAUGCUCACACAGCGCUUGAUGUGUGAUUGUGCUUGCAUUUCGAACAUGUCGAAUAUUCUUUUGUCACCUACUUUAAGCCUCGCUAUUAUUACGUCUUUCUUCUCUUUUCGUUUAAAGGUGUUUUUAUGAGCAUUAUUUUGAUUGUCCGGCACCGAAGAAUUUAAGGUUUAAGAAUUUAAUUUAAGGAAUUUCUGCAACUCCAAGGAUUGCAGAAAUCCCUGCACCUAACAUUACAACAGCGGGAAUCAGAUUCCAUAGGCCACGUGAAUAGUUUACUUUAGCUUGCAAACUGCGCACUUAUAUUUAUUCUUCGGUGCCCCUGUGAAAUCUGCAUACUCAUUCUGUGCUCGCGUCUCUUUAGAGUUUUUUUUAUUCAAUUAUGUUGUGUAUCUGCAUAGCAUGGCAGCGAAAACCUGCUUACAAGCUCGCCAACGGUAAUCCUUCCAUUCUCCGAAAUAAAAGAUGCCUAUACGAGCAUUUUGAUAGCACAGACACCGUACUAAUGGCUUUCAUACAAUAAUCUCACCUGAGAGUUCAGCUCGAACUCAGCGAACUGUUGUGCAAUUUGCCAGAUUUCAAGUCCGUAGAUUUCAAACUUCACCGAUAAGCAUGCACACCCACCUCGCGAUUUAAGUAGUGUAACUGUUACGCUUAGCCAUCAUACAUUCGUGAAUUAUGACAGCUAUGAAGUAUUUUCGACGCCUCUAGGGCUGUCGAUUUCACGGAAGUCUGAUUACGUUUCUUCGAAUGGCGGUGAGACUCGUGGCUCGCGCGUGUGACUCGUGCACUACUGCCCAGAUACGAGAAGGGUUAAUACAGGAGCUUUGAACGCAUGAUUCACAAUGCAGUGCAAUUUCGGUCAAGAGUGUUACGUUAAGGGCCAGAAACGUUUUCAUAAGUCUAUCUAGAGGUUCGGGUUGUGAACACGUAUAGCUAUUAAAUAGCAGUACAAAGAGACGUUAGAAAAGCGCCGGUGUUAACCAACUUCUUUGGAGUCGAGAGUCGCACAGUUGCUAUUUUUGUAUAGACUUCAGUAAAACAGUAUCGACGACAUGUACUGUGUACGUACAAGUAACAGUGAAGUGGUUUUCUGUGGUAUCCUCUUUGCCCAUACAGAGUUUGGAAUUGCCAGCAGCUGUAGUUUGUCUAUUUGUCGAGCGUUGGCUCUUUGCGGUGUAUUUAGAGUAACCAUUCAUACAGGGAAAGCGACUCGAGCGAUAGGUUACCGCUCAAUGGCGCAAGAUUCCGCUGCCAGAGCCAGUCGUGUACAGAAUGAAGUUUAGUUAAAUGACCAAUGAUUCCACUUAGAGAUUUCAGGAAUAGCUAAAGUUGAGCUAGUACUACGCAGGCAUAGGGGCCACAGCGUUAAACAAGCGCCUACUAAACAAAGACGACGUGUUCUGUUUUUACCUUUGUUCUACUGUUAUCUGCCUUUAACGUCGUUCGAUGUGUGCACUGUCUGUCAGAUCCAUCUGCGAGUCUUGUUGUGUGAAUUCGCAGACAGCUAACACGUGACUGACACGUGACAGAGUAGGGUGUAUAAAAAUAAUGCGUUUAUCAAACUCUGUCGGGCCGUCUCCAUUGGGCGCUGAGUUAAGGCAGCCACGUUGACUUCACCGCUUUGUAUCACGUGGCUGUUGGACGUCUUCAAACAAGAGUUGUCGUCUGCUUGACCGUACGCAAGCAGACGGGCUUUAUACAUAUAUAUUUCGGUGUGGUUUGCACACGUCACACUUGUACUGCGUACGAGCCACACGCACUCUGUAGUUCACACACUGUUUCUGGUGCCAUGUUCUUGACCUUGUAGGUGAUGUCUUGACCACACGCGCACGCCGCCCGCGUUAUAUGUAGCCUGAAAAAAAAAAAAAAACCUGCUUCUCUUCCACAGGUUCACUGUAUCGUAGUUAAGCAUACUAAACUCUCUGCCAAAGAUGGAAAAUGAUUUUUGGAUGAGAGAUAUGUGAAGAGGUUCUAUUCACUGUUUGGUCGAGGUUGACUUGCUUGACGACAACGUGCCGUGGAGUUAUGAUCUUUUAAGAAAAAAAGAAUAAUAAAAACAGAGUACAGUUUAUUGCGUACGUUGAA